AUGGACAAGCCUAAAAGUGCUCAGGAGCCACUUCGCGUAGCCGAAGAGCUGUCGCGAACAAAUGCCGUCUCGACGAUUGCACUUCGACCUUUGUCGAUGUGGCUUCUUCACUCUGCCCUCCCAGACCUCGGCUCAGACUCUGAUGCUUCUCCUCCUUGUUUGGAGAAACUACCUGAAGUCGCUGCUCGAGUGUUCUUCCAGCUGAUCACUUGGACACGCUACCAGCUACCAUUCGCGUGUUUACCCCUUGAGGGACAGAUCAACACCUUUCAACAAUGCUGGCCGGCCCUCUUCGUGCUCAGUUGUGGAGAGCGCCCAUUCAUCACAUCCCAGCAAAUACUUAAUGAUCCCAGUGAUUUCGUCAAGGAGAAAGCUGAGGUUGCCGAGUGUUUCGAGAAGAUGGAGUCGCUACGGCUUGACGCACGUGAGCAUGCCAUGCUUAGGACUUAUGCUCUCAUGAAAGAUACCCCGUCAGCGUACCAACUCGGAUUUCAAUUGGCCGCUUAUCAUCAAGUCGUCCAUCGGAACGAUCCCCUGCGAUUCUUGAAAUGUCUGGACGUUCUGUCGAUCUCCGGCGAUUCUUUGGUUGCCGUACUAUUUCGCCCAUCAAUUGGUGAGGCAUCCAUGUCCAGGCUGAUCGCCGACAUUCUGAAUCCACGAAGACCUGAACCCGUGGCACUGCCACCUGCACGAGGCCCUCGAACCGACUUCUGCGUCGAAGGGCUACUCGGCAGAAGCACCUCAUCUCCUUCAACAUCCACCUUUGAUGGCUCUUUCCUGCGACCGGCCACCUCAGUGGCUAGUCCUGAGAGCUUCAGCGGGACCGAGGAAGCCUAG
Molecule: messenger RNA, 837 nt
Organism: Haemonchus placei
Lineage: Eukaryota; Metazoa; Nematoda; Chromadorea; Rhabditida; Trichostrongylidae
Source: the annotation of a GenBank genome assembly